Molecule: messenger RNA, 1659 nt
Organism: Nannizzia gypsea CBS 118893
Lineage: Eukaryota; Fungi; Ascomycota; Eurotiomycetes; Onygenales; Arthrodermataceae
Product: azole resistance protein 1
Exons: 5
Coding region: 1-1659 (552 amino acids)
Biological process (GO): transmembrane transport
Molecular function (GO): transmembrane transporter activity
Source: RefSeq, a predicted model, not a curated record
AUGACUCUGGAACAGGGCAAGCUGGCCCAAGACAUAGAGCUACAACGGAACCAAGGAACAAUACACGAUAAAAAUAGCCAGGAGGAGACGAAUGCGGAGCUAGAUGCCGCGUGCCAGGAUGAACAUGCCAAUGACGGGGAUUAUCCCCACGGUAUGAAGCUUGCGGUGAUUGUCGGCUCUCUGGCCGCUUCGGUCUUCUUGGUGGCCCUGGACGAGACUAUCAUCACAACUGCAAUCCCGAAAAUCACUGAUGAUUUUCAUUCCAUAAAUGAUAUUGGGUGGUAUGGAUCUGCGUACUUUAUGACUUUUGCGGCCUUUCAACUUAUAUUCGGAAAACUAUUUUCGUUUUAUCCUAUCAAAUAUGUCUUCCUUGCCUCGGUUGCCAUCUUCGAAGUCGGCUCCCUGAUCUGUGCCACCUCUUCAACCUCUAAUGCCUUCAUUGUAGGCCGUGCCUUCGCAGGCUUAGGGAGUGCUGGCAUAAAUGCAGGAUUCAUCAUUAUCCUGGCAAGCAGUCUUCCACUGGCGAGGAGACCGAUAUUUGUCAGCUCGUACAGUGGCAUGUAUGGCAUCGCCUCCGUCGUAGCACCAUUAUUAGGUGGAGCGUUCACUACAAAAAUGACGUGGCGUUGGUGUUUUUAUAUAAAUUUGCCAAUUGGUGGAGCUGCUGUACUUGCGAUGGCAUUAUUCUUCCAUCCGCCAGCCGGUGCAAAGAAGCCAUCGACCACUUGGCAGCAAAAGCUUGGUCAGGUUGAUCUCUUUGGAACCGCUGUGUUGGUCCCAGGAAUCAUUUGCUUGCUUCUCGCUCUUCAGUGGGGUGGCUCGGUAUACAAAUGGAAUACCGCUCCACCAAUCACCUUACUAUCGGCAGCAGGAGUGGCUGGUCUAGCUUUUGUUAUAGUCCAGGUCUGGAAGCAGGAGAGCGCUACUGUGCCUCCUCGAAUUAUCAAGCAGCGCAGCGUGGCAUUCAGUGCCUUUUAUGUUUUCCAUGCAGGGGGAGCGCUCAACGUCAUCCAAUACUUCAUACCCAUUUGGUUUCAAGCUAUUCAAGGCGUUACAGCGUUUGACUCGGGCAGCCGCAUUCUGCCAACCACCCUCGGAACUGUGGUCUUCUCUCUCGUUGCUGGCAUCGGUGUUGCAAAAUUCGGAUAUUAUACACCUUUUAUGAUCCUAGGUGCUGUCUUUCUAGUGACUGGGGCCACCCUGAUAACGACAUGGCAAGUUUCAUCGCCCGCUACGCAAUGGAUAGGGUACCAGCUCGUAUUCAGCGCCGGCGCCGGCCUUGGUAUUCAACAAUCUCACACGGCUGCUCAAACAGUUCUCGCGUCUGUAGAUGUGCCGGUCGGGGCCGUUGUCAUGAUCUUUGCUCAAAUUCUUGGCGGCGCAAUGUGGCUAUCUGUAGCACAGACUGUGCUUACAAGCCAGUUACUUAAAGGCCUUGUUGAUGCUGUUCCAGGUAUAGAUCCCAAACUUGUGCUUGACAAGGGAGCAACAGGUUUCCGGGAAACGGUUAGGCCGGAAUACCUGGGUGAUGUGUUAAAGGUAUACAAUUUUGCCUUGACAAGAACAAUAUAUUGUGGAGUUGCUCUGGCUGCUGCAGCACUAAUUGCAUCGAUGGGAAUGGAGUGGAAAUCAAUAAAAAGGUAUCAAGCGGUGAGCUAA